AUUAAUUUCAGCAAUGAACUUGAUCCAAAUACUUGCUUUAGUGUACCUGGCAAAAUACAGUGAUGGCAGAAAGAGACAUCUGGUUUACUACAAAGCUAACUAUAAAUGAUCGCAUUUUAGUCGACUAUUUUCAAACAAAUACGAGUGAAGCCCGCGAAAAAUUCCUUUGGUUUCGUACAAACAAUCUUAGGGAAACUCUGAAUUAUUAUGGAAUACAUGUAGAAAAGCCUGUGCCCUAUAAUAAGUGUUAUUAUCAUGCGUCUCGAGCAAACAUUUUUACAAGUGGCUAUCAUAACGUGAGUGCCACAGUAACUACUGAAGGAAACUUUUUAGAAGAUAUUAAAGCAUCAAGCUAUACGUAUAUUAACUUAAAAAAUAAUUUAUCCUGCGAGCCUGUUUUUGAUUUUCCCAGAUGUCAUGAUGCCAACCACCCACUACAAUAUCAAACAUCCGAAGUAAUUAUAUUACGAGCUUUUUUUUUCAGACGUUGUCCAAUGGAUAGUUUUUUACAAUACUUUUGGACUCUACAUGAUAGUACAGAUCAACAUCUUUUAGAGUUUUUGGGAGGAACUCUAAGACCAGAGCUAAAACUGGGCCGUUACAGACUAAAACUUCAACAUCAGUCUCCAUUAAAUCGGAUGGUUAUGGUCCGCUUAAAUGCUAAAGUGCUUGAACGUCGAGUACCAAUCGUAGCAAGAUGCUAUCUUGUUCUUACUUCACAACGACUUUAUGCUGCUAUUACGGGAGGCCGGGUUCGCACUGUUGUCAGAGGCAAGUCGCUCUCGGUUAAUGCCAAUCCAAGCAGGGAUCUAUCAUUUCCAGCUACAGCUUCUCAACAAUUAUUAUACAAAUGGAGCUGUCAGGCAAUACUGACAGCUAAGGAAACAUUCUGCAAGGAUAACAUGGGAACAAACGUAUUAUAUUUCCCAGUUUUUCAGAACACCAAACUCUUACCGUUAUUUUAAAUGUUCGGUCUAUUUUCGAUCCCUUACGAUCGUCAGUUGCAAAGCAACAAAUUACGUUUUCGUCAUAUCAGCGGU
Messenger RNA from Drosophila busckii, 1040 nucleotides. RefSeq lists its product as uncharacterized. Lineage: Eukaryota; Metazoa; Arthropoda; Insecta; Diptera; Drosophilidae. The transcript has 5 exons. The record is from RefSeq and is a predicted model, not a curated record. Bases 63 to 965 code for a protein of 300 amino acids.